Molecule: messenger RNA, 2272 nt
Organism: Durusdinium trenchii
Lineage: Eukaryota; Dinophyceae; Suessiales; Symbiodiniaceae
Source: the annotation of a GenBank genome assembly
GACACGCUGAGCCGAAAGCGGAAGAUUCUUCGCGCAGCCGAAAGCCAUGUCGUGGCCAACUGCCUUUUGUGGGGCCACGGGUGAGCAGGAGCUGGUCGAUGAGAUCGCUGCUACACUUCAAAAGAGAGGAGCGUUGGAAAUUCAAGUCCUUUCCAAGCAGUUCGCUGAGCGUUUCAACCGAGUGGUGCGGUUGAGUCCUUGGUCACCAUAUGCCGAAAACCGGCGGAAUGAUGGAAGCUUCAAGAAAUGGUUGAAAGAUUGUGGUUUCGAUGUUGGACAAAUGAUCAACGGCAACCAGGCAUGGGUCUAUGCUCCAGAGACCUGGGACUCCGGCGCCUGGGAGGAGGACUGGCAUAGCACUGCCCACAAUGCAGCCAUUGUGGAGCUUUCCAGCUGGGGCAUUGGAGAUGCUGGCAUAGUGGAUAUUUUCAAGCAAGAGACUUGCAAUGUGAUGUACAAUCCUGGAAUUCGCAACAGCGAGACAGUACACCUUCGCCGAGUAAAUUUGCAAGAAAAUCGUCUCAGUGAUGCUGGAGUGGAGGAACUUGUCGAGUGCUUUCUGCAGCUCCGACUGAGGAUGGAUGUCUUGAAGCUCUACAAAAACCCAGGCAUCAGCAACCGUGGAGCUUGCAAACUUGCGAAGCUCUAUGGGAUGGACUGUCGGCCACCUCCAAAGGAACUGCAUUUGUCCGACUGUUCUGUGCACGAGCAAGGGGCCAGCGAGCUGCUGGUCGCAAUCGCCCACCGAUGGAGAAAUUCGGAUCUUUGGUCAAAGGCUGCCAGGCCUGCCUAUGUUCGUCUAGACAACAAUCCAUUCAGUCUAGACCAAGUCCAAGACUACUUGUACUCCUUGAACUUCUACCUGAAACAGGUGUACGACCCACGACGUCAGCAUGAUGGAUGCGAGGUUUAUGAGCUCGCCGGAGGGCCUUCCUUGAUCACGCUCCCAUUCGUGAGCUUCAGUUCGGCCAGCCGCUACAGUCACAGCGGUCACAGGCAACAAGCCUGGGAACCAGAGACGCCGGAUCAGGAGGGGUCGUACCCGAAGACGCAGCCCGGCGAGACGACAGGGCUGAGCGUCUUUCAGGAGAACCUGGCCAAUCCUCCACCUGAUGUGGAGGGACUGCCUAUCCAGCGCGGAUGUACCGUGCAGUAUCACGAUGACCCCAACUGGAUUGGCGUCGUGGUUGGCUUUGACUACAAGGGUACCGCUGUCGUGGCCUGGCAUCAUGGAGCCAAAAAGGGCACCCGGACGACUGCCGGCAGCAAGUACUUGAGAAUCGUGACGCCAGUAGAUGCUGGCGCGGCAAGUUCACAGGAAGCUGUCCUGCCAAAGGAGCAGGAGGCAAAACCUUCCUGGGAGACAUUGCAAGCGAGGCUUUUUGCUGAGCCUCCUUCAGCUGCACCUUAUAGACAUGGUGAGCAAAGGACUGAGUGCAGCCCUGUGAGUACAGAAACAUGGCAGGCAUGGCCGAAGGAAUUGAAUGCCCGUGAGAUGCCCAUUCCCGAGAGGCGACCAGAGCCUGCAGGUGAUUCGCUACCGGUAUCACAACCACAGGAGCCGCGGGAUUGCGGUGGUUUACCCUUGCGGAAAGAUCAAAGGGUGCAGUACCACGAUGAUCCGAACUGGGUGGGUGUUGUCGUGGGCUUCUCCUCCAAGGAUAGCUUGACCGUCGUAGAGUGGCUCAGUGGCGGCAAAGCAGGCAAAAGGACCUUCGCCAGUGGCAGGUAUCUGCGAAUUGUCUCGCGUGAGGCAGACGAGGCACCACAGCGUUGGGUCGAGGAUGUCAUUGGCGUCAUUGGGCGUUCCGAAGAUGCCAGGCAACCUGCGGUGGCUGCGUGGCAUGGCCUUUCUGGUCUUUGAACCCAGGACAUGGGCCACUGCAAUUUUCCUGCAAGCUGUCCAGCCCCUUCGUGGAGGACACGACCGAGACGCUUUCUUGACCGGCGGCGGUCCCUCCAUGGCCUUCAGCCCGGCAAUGGAGAAGAAAGAAACCAACGGGCCACAUUGGUUGUCCAACAUGCUCACUUUGCUUGUUCUAUAUCGCCUGAUGUUUUCACGAUCAUUGAUUCUGUUAAUAUGCAAGAACAUCUCCAAUGACUUUGGAAUAAGAUUGGAACUGGGCCGAGAUUCUUCUCCCUAGUUUCUUGUACAGCAUCUGCAUCGCAUCCCUGCAGGUUGUCAUAGAUGUCAAAGGAGUUAGCUGUUCGCAGUAGACCGAACGCUGUGUCCCCGUCAGCUAGAGGACUCCAGCCAAAUUUUUGACCUGAC